AAUGAAAAAUGGCAAUUAGUUUGAAAUUUGUUCUAUUGAACCAUUUGGGAACGUUUUCUCUCCUUUCCGCUAAUUGUUUUGGGGUUUAUGGUUAUGCAAGUUUUCUCUACCAAUGGUUGUGAUUUUGUGUCCUACUGGUGGUGAACGUUUCUGUCUCGAUGGUUGUUUUGGUUUAGGGGUUUGGCAAUAUUAUGGUUGUUCAUUGGAUUUUCGAUUUAGGGUUUAACGCUUCGUUUAGGUUGGUGGGUAGCACGGUGGGUUGAGGGCAUUGCGUUUAGGGUUUUAUAGCAGCGAAAAAGGGAUUCUAGGUGUUGGUGUUGCGUUUAGGGAGAACAUUUGUUGAUGAGAAAUUUGUGCAACCUGUUACGCGAAGAGAAAGCGACCCAAGCAAAAUAUGUUUUCAUGGAAUGGAAGAGUCCAACGGGAUAUGUUGUGAAGAUGGUUGCGGAUUUGAAGGAUAGAGAUGACGGUGAUGGGUGAGCGGCCGUACAUUUUUCGAUAGAGAUGAUGGUGGAGGGAAUGAAGGUCGCGGCCCAUGUGGUUGAAGGGGCGGCGAGGUUUCUGGUGGCUGUGGAGUUGAAGGUUUUUUCAUCUUCGUGCCGCUUGUGAAGUAUAGAGAUGAUGGUACCAAGGCACUCAACAUUAACAGGUGAUUUAGAGAAAGAAAGGUACUUUUUCAGCAUCAAAGAACCCAAAUAUCCUAACGGCUAUCGCUCUAACUGAGCCACCGGUUCAAGUUACUAGAAGGCCAUUGGGUUACACAAACAAAUUUUAACUUCAAAAGGGAACCAAUUAGUGGGAAUGAAGAAGAAACUUGUUUUCUACAGAGGAAAACCGCCUCAUGGAUCCAGAACCGAUUGGAUCAUGCACGAGUAUCGCCUCCUUAACGCUCCGUCUCAGGUUCCCAUGGAAAACUGGGUUUUGUGUCGCAUAUUUUUGAAGAGGAGAAGUGGUUGUAGAAACGGGGAGGAGAAGGAGAUGGAGAGUUUGAGAGGCGAAGUGGAUAAUAGGAAGGUGAGGAAGUCGAAAAUGGUUUUCUAUAACUUUUUGAAGAGCAAGACCGAUUCCUUAUCUUCUGUCGGUAGUGGAAUUACUCAUGAAUCAGAUGAGCAUGAAAAGAGUAGUAGCUCCGACACCUUCCCUUAUUUUAGAAGAAAACCUUGACACCCUCCACUUAAAUUCUAGUGUUAUUGCUUGUUUUAAAAUCAUCUCCGAUCAACCUAAGCUUUACCUCUUUCUUUUAUUGUCUUUCCCUGUAAUUAUCUUCUUUCCACCGGUGUUGAGGGUAGUCUAGGUCUGGAGAGUAUGCUAGGUCCACAAUAUGCACUCUAUGGUCAGAUUAGUAAGAAUAUUGAUGUGUAUAUUUUUGGUGUAGUAAACUACUAUAGAUUACACCAUUUGUUUUUGUUUUUGUAUGUUCUUUGAUAUUACCUAGUGAGUCAUUUCAAAUUAAAUUGAUAUAACUAUUGUGUGUGGUGUA
Vigna angularis (adzuki bean) is the source of this 1480-nucleotide messenger RNA. RefSeq names its product NAC domain-containing protein 83. Lineage: Eukaryota; Viridiplantae; Streptophyta; Magnoliopsida; Fabales; Fabaceae. Gene Ontology annotation, molecular function: DNA binding. The record is from RefSeq and is a predicted model, not a curated record. Gene Ontology annotation, biological process: regulation of DNA-templated transcription.